This is a messenger RNA of Aspergillus brunneoviolaceus CBS 621.78, 1931 nucleotides long. Its product is annotated as chaperonin-containing T-complex alpha subunit TCP1. Gene Ontology annotation, biological process: protein folding. Gene Ontology annotation, cellular component: chaperonin-containing T-complex. Bases 98 to 1798 code for a protein of 566 amino acids. Gene Ontology annotation, molecular function: ATP hydrolysis activity; ATP binding; ATP-dependent protein folding chaperone. The transcript is spliced from 6 exons. The record is from RefSeq and is a predicted model, not a curated record. Lineage: Eukaryota; Fungi; Ascomycota; Eurotiomycetes; Eurotiales; Aspergillaceae.
CCAAAAGCAAAAGCAAAAGCAGUCCUGUCAGCUGUCGGAGCUUUUCUUUCUUUCUUUUUGCACCCCUUCUCCAUAUCUCCUUGUCUGUUUCACAAUCAUGGCAGGCAUCUUCGAGGCUCCGCGGAAUGCGGACACCCUUUUCUUGGGUGGGCAGAAAAUCACCGGUGCUGAUGUACGGGAGCAGAACGUCCUUGCUACGCAGGCGAUCGCAAAUGUCGUCAAGAGCUCCUUUGGCCCCUCCGGCUUGGACAAGAUGAUGGUGGAUGACAUCGGUGAUGUUACGGUGACGAACGACGGUGCGACUAUCCUCAGUCUUCUCGAUAUCGAGCACCCCGCCGGAAAAAUCCUCGUCGACUUGGCUCAACAACAGGAUAAAGAGGUUGGUGAUGGUACCACGUCGGUCGUUUUGAUUGCUGCAGAGCUCCUGCGAAGAGGCAACGAAUUGAUGAAGAACCGCAUACACCCCACGACCAUUAUCAACGGUUACAGACUCGCCCUGAGAGAAGCCGUCAAAUAUAUGAAUGAGAACAUCACUACGAAGGUCGAGACCCUGGGCAAGGACAGCCUGGUCAACAUCGCCAGGACUUCCAUGUCCAGCAAGAUCAUCGGCGCAGAUGGCGACUUCUUUGCCAACAUGGUCGUUGACGCCAUGCUGGCGGUCAAGACCAUCAACCAGAGAAACGAGGUCAAGUACCCCGUCAAGGCAGUUAACCUGCUGAAGGCACACGGAAAGAGCAGCAAGGAGUCGGUCCUGGUCAACGGCUACGCCCUCAACUGCACUGUCGCCUCCCAAGCCAUGAAGACUCGGAUAACCGAUGCGAAGAUUGCCUGCUUGGACAUGAACUUGCAGAAGGAGAGGAUGAAGCUUGGUGUUCAGAUCACAGUCGAUGAUCCCGAUCAGCUGGAGAAGAUCCGCGAGAGAGAAGCCGGCAUCGUCCUGGAGCGUGUCGAGAUGAUCCUCAAGUCCGGAGCUAAUGUCGUCCUCACCACCAAGGGUAUUGACGACAUGGUGCUCAAGCUUUUCGUGGAGAGAGGUGCCAUGGCCGUCCGCCGUUGCAAGAAGGAGGAUCUUCGCCGGAUCGCCAAGGCCACCGGUGCCACCUUGGUGAGCAGCCUGUCAGACUUGAACGGUGAUGAGAAGUUCGAGGCCUCGAACCUGGGUCACGCAGAGGAGGUUGUGCAGGAGCGGAUAUCCGAUGAUGAGUGCAUCCUUGUCAAGGGCACCAAGGUACACACCUCGGCGUCCAUCAUCCUGCGGGGCCCCAACGACUUCACUCUGGAUGAGAUGGAGCGUUCGGUGCACGACUCCCUCUGCGCCGUGAAGCGGACGUUGGAGAGCGGCAGCAUUGUCCCCGGUGGUGGUGCCGUCGAGACGGCUCUUCACAUUUACCUCGAAGAGUUCGCUGUCACAGUUGGCUCUCGCGAGCAACUCGCCAUCGGUGAAUUCGCCCAGUCCCUCCUGACUGUCCCCAAGACCCUGGCCGUCAACGCCGCUAAGGACUCGUCCGAGCUUGUCGCCCAGCUCCGUGUCCGACAUGCUCUGUCGCAGCGUGUGCAGGACGGCGAUGCCAACGAGGAGGAGAAGGCUAUUGCCAAGAAGAAGACCUACCGCAACUAUGGUCUCGACCUGACCAAGGGUCGUGUUCACGACACCCUCAAGGCCGGUGUCCUCGAGCCUAGCAUGGGUAAGAUCAAGCAGCUGAAGAGUGCCGUCGAGGCUUGCAUUGCCAUUAUGCGUAUCGAUACCAUGAUCAAGUUGGACCCGGAGAGGAAGGAGGAUGAUGGACACGGUCACUAAAUCAAGCUUGGUGGUGUCCUGCUUGCUUUGGUCAACCCACUCUACCCCAAUUCCAUCUUUUCCCUGUUUCUUCAUGUGGAGUUCUUAGAUAUUUAGGACGAAGGAAGAGGAAAAGUAUAAUCAAGAUAUGAAG